Molecule: messenger RNA, 1161 nt
Organism: Dinoponera quadriceps
Lineage: Eukaryota; Metazoa; Arthropoda; Insecta; Hymenoptera; Formicidae
Exons: 2
Coding region: 98-508 (136 amino acids)
Source: RefSeq, a predicted model, not a curated record
CACGUCGCUUCGCAUAUAAAGACGGGACAGACACUUGGGCAAAGGCCAGUCCGAAAUUUUUCGGUGCGAGCUCAACAGUGGAUUACAUCGAACGAAAAUGAGGGAGACGCUCAUCCUCGUUCUCCUUUAUAUCGGCCUGGCGGCGACGUCAGAUUUAUCGGGGUAUAAGCCCAGGGGGUGGCGUCCUAAUGGCCAGCAGUUUAAUCCCAAUAACAAUCGAUUGCAUGCGUAUUACGGAACCCCGGGAUUACAAAGCUACGAACCUCCGGAUACCGCGACUACCCAACGCGUCCCGUUAUUCACCAGCACGACCACACCGCGGCCGGUUGCGACCACCGUAAAAACCACGACGACGCCUCGCAGCAGGGAGCCAACGACAGUGCCAGGCGAGCAGGACGAUUUCGACUCCAAUCCGGCUCUGGCAAUCGCCAACUCCUUCGCAUUCAAUCGACCCGUGUACGUCUACAAUACCUUCCCGUUUCUACCGGCACAGAUUUUCGCGCAGUGACGCGAGAUGAAGGAUGACUGCAUACCGCGUGAGAUGCAUUAGAAUGGAUAAUGAGAAAUAUCGUCGGUCACGGUAGAAGCUCCCUUCUCUGAGCUUCCGAGAUUCCAGGCAUCGGAAUUAUUUAGAAUCUAUUAUCGCGUCAUUUAUGUAAGAGGAAUCUUAGAUCAAGAUUUAUUAUGGAAAUAUGUAUAUACGGAAAUAAAAGAAUUUGCUUCCAUAGCUAAAAACUAGCUGUCCUAAUUAAACUAAAAUGUUGUUAUUAGACCUAGUUUUUAACUAUGGGAACUAAUGCUUAUGACUAUAGCCGUAAAUGAAAAAAAAAGAAUCAGCUGUCAUAGUUAAAAACUAGGUUUAGUAAUUAAAUUUUAAUUAUAUUAUAUAGGCAACUAAUUUUGAGCUGUGGGAGCUAUUUUUUUUCUUUUCGUGCACAAGUAAUCUUUGCGUGAUUUACGUGUGUGAUCAUAAAAUUAAUACUCGUGCAGGGCUAGUAUUGUUUUGGACGUGUCUUGAUGUGUGACACGCCAAUUAACAUCACAUGUCAAUCAUUCAAUGUCAUUCAAGCUUUCCUGGCAUUUCUCUUGACUUCUUUCUUUUUAUACGUAUAAAUAUGUUGUAUAAAUAUAUGAAUAAAUCCUGCAACUUCUUGCGUGUCA